AUGGAGGACGACCGUAACCCUCCGUUGAAUCACGAGGGGAUUGUUCCACCACCACUACAUGAUGGCCUAGCUCUUAAUAGGCCAAACGAGAGGGUCGCCCCUCUUCCCGCAAGACGUACCUUGGCUUUUCUCAAUAAGUAUUUCUCUAUGGGUAAGACCGCGAGGAUGACCAAGGAAAUUAUAGAUUUUCUCCAAUUACAUGGUGAAUCUCUAUACCAAGCUUGGGAACGUUUCAAAGAGCUUCAAAGAAAUUGUCCGCAUCAUCAUCUAGGAAGGGAGCAUCUUGUCUCUAUUUUCUACAAUGGUACCAAUGAGGCUACACGGGCAACAAUUGAUGCGGCAUCGGGAGGAUCACUUAUGAAGAAAACUUAUGAUGAGGCCAAUAACUUGCUAGAGGAACUCGCUACAAAUAGUUGUUCUUGGAAUCAUCCUAAUUUUUCGUGGAGGGAAAAUGCGGGUCAAGCCAAUGCCAACCCAAAUAUGGGAGGAGCAAAUUUUCAAGGAGGAAACCGUGGUCCACAAAACCAAGGCAACUUCAACAACUACCGACCACAACCCCCACCCGAGUCAAAUCCAAGGGAGCAAGUAAAGGCCAUUGAACUCCGAAGCGGGAAAGAACUUGAUGAUCCACAUGCAAGUAAAGAGAAAGCGAUCGAUCUAACAACGGGAACAAAUGAGGAGGAAGUAACCGAACUUCCAUAUGUAAAACCGCCACCUCCUCCUCCAUUUGUGCCAAAGGUCCCCUUCCCGGGACGAUUGAAGAAGACGCCGGAUAACCAAAAAUUCCAUAAAUUUCUGGAAAUUUUCAAGAAACUCCAAAUCAAUAUAAGCUUUGCGGAUGCUUUGCGUGAGAUGCCUCAAUACGCGAAGUUCCUCAAAGAAAUCAUAACGAAGAAAAGGAGUUGGGACGACAAAGGCACAAUUUCCCUAACGGAAAAUUGUAGCUCACUCAUCCUUAGUGACUUGCCCACCAAGCUUAAGGACCCAGGGAGUUUUACAAUUCCAUGCAAAAUAGGCGAUUUAAAUUCAAUUAAUUGUCUAUGUGAUUUAGGGGCAAGCAUCAAUCUAAUGCCUUUGUUUCUUUUCAGGGAUAUUUUUGGUGAUCAAACUUUGAAGCAAACAUCAAUGAUGCUUCAAUUGGCGGACCACUCCCUAAAAAAGCCAUACGGAGUGGUAGAAGAUGUUCUAGUCAAAGUAGACAAAUUCAUCUUUCCGGUGGAUUUUGUCGUACUUGACUAUGCGGCGGAUAAAACAUGCCCUAUGAUUCUUGGGCGUCCUUUCAUGAACACGGGGAGGGCAUUGAUAGAUGUGCACGCCGGACGACUCACUUUGCGUAUCGAUGAUGACAAAGUGGAGUUUGAUAUGAAAAGGAUUAUGCGCAACACUUUUGAGGAGGUGGAAUGCAUGAAAUUGGAUAUGGUUGAUGGAAUUGUGGAAGAACUUUUCCCGGUUUCAAAAGUCAUAUUCCAUUCCGAGGAGACACAAGCAACUUCCGAGGAAGAAUAUUCCAAAGAAGAUGAGCCGAAAGCCGAAAAUUUGAUUAGAAGAGAGAGCGUGACACCACCUUCUUCUAUCUCUCCACCAAAGGUUGAGCUUAAAACGUUACCAUCUCACUUACGGUAUGCGUUUUUAGGCGACAACAUGACUCUUCCCAUCAUCAUCUCAAACAACUUGUCGGAAACACAAGAAGCGAGAGUUGUCAAAGUGGUGAAGCAACAUAUAUUGGCGAUCGGUUGGCAAAUUUCGGACAUCCGAGGAAUUAGUCCCUCGGUGGUCAUGCACAAGAUCCACCUAGAAAACGAGUCAAGAGCAUCGGCUCAAAGACAACGGCGUUUGAAUCCAAAUAUGAAGGAGGUCGUGCACAAAGAGAUAGUAAAACUUCUCGACGCCGGAAUUAUAUACCCCAUAUCCGAUAGUGCGUGGGUUAGUCCCAUUCAAUGCGUUCCAAAGAAAGGGGGGAUAACGGUGAUUGAGAACGAGAAGGGUGAGCAAAUUUCCACUAGGACGGUAACGGGAUGGCGUGUUUGUAUUGACUACCGCAAGUUGAAUACGGAGACGAGGAAGGACCAUUUUCCGUUACCAUUUAUCGAUCAAAUGUUGGAGCGGGUAGCGGGCCACGCUUAUUAUUGUUUUCUCGAUGGAUAUUCCGGGUACAAUCAAAUUCUUAUCUUCCCGGAUGACCAAGAGAAAACAACUUUCACAUGUCCUUAUGGAACGUUUGCUUAUCGGAGGAUGCCGUUUGGUCUUUGUAAUGCACCGGCAACAUUUCAACGAUGUAUGACUUCCAUCUUCGCCGAUAUGAUUGAAGAUAUUAUGGAAGUCUUCAUGGAUGAUUUUUCGGUAUUCGGGGACUCUUUUGAGAUAUGCUUAAAUAAUCUUGAACGAGUGUUGGCCCGGUGUGAGGAGACCAAUCUAGUCUUGAAUUGGGAGAAGUGCCAUUUCAUGGUAGAGGAAGGAAUUGUCUUGGGACAUAAAAUCUCCAAGGACGGCAUUGAAGUAGAUAGAGCAAAAACGGAAAUCAUCGAGAAAUUACCACCACCAACUACCGUAAAGGGAGUUCGUGCCUUCUUAGGGCACGCCGGGUUUUAUCGACGAUUCAUCAAAAAUUUCUCUUCCAUUGCUCGUCCUCUAACUAAUUUACUUGUUAAAGAUAUUCCUUAUGAAUUUACUAAUGAUUGCCUUGAUGCUUUUGCUAGGUUGAAAGAAGCCCUCAUCUCGGCCCCAAUUAUUUCAUCACCCGAUUGGACUCUUCCUUUCGAACUCAUGUGUGAUGCAAGUGAUAUAGCACUCGGGUGCGUAUUGGGGCAACGGAGGGAGAAAAAGCUUCACGUGAUAUACUAUGCGAGCCGAACAUUGGCGGAGUUUGACAUCGAAAUUCGCGACAAGAAAGGAACGGAGAACGUCGUCGCCGAUCACUUGUCAAGGUUAGAGAUUCCGGAACCAAUUAUAAGUGGCGUAGAGAUUAAUGAAACGUUUCCGGAUGAGAUGUUGAUGGUACUUUCGGAAGUGGAAACGCCAUGGUAUGCGGAUAUCGCAAACUAUCUAUCUUCCGAAAUAAUGCCACCGGAUUUGACUUACCACCAAAGGAAGAAGUUCUUGAGCGAUGCUAAACGGUUUCUAUGGGAGGAACCGUACCUCUUCAAGGUGUGUGGAGAUGGGAUUUUGAGGAGAUGUGUACCACUACAAGAGAUGAUGCCUAUACUUAGUCAAUGCCAUUCCUCGGAUUAUGCGGGUCACUAUGGUACAUCAAGGACCGCCGCUCGUGUGCUAGAGUGCGGAUUCUUUUGGCCUACGCUAUUUCGUGAUGCAAAAGACUUUGUUAGUCAUUGCGAUCGAUGCCAAAGAGUGGGGAACAUAUCUAAGAGAGAUGAAAUGCCGCUUACCAACAUCCAAGAGGUGGAACUUUUCGAUGUGUGGGGAAUCGACUUCAUGGGUCCUUUUCCUAUGUCGUUUGGGAAGCAAUACAUAUUGAGAAUUCUAGAGAAAACGGUUAAUAACACAAGGAAAGAUUGGUCACUGAAAUUAGAUGAUGCAUUAUGGGCAUAUCGUACGGCUUUUAAAACGCCUCUCGGGAUGUCUCCAUAUCGUAUUGUUUUUGGGAAAGCAUGCCAUCUUCCGGUGGAACUUGAACAUAGAGCGUAUUGGGCCAUUAAAAAGCUCAAUUUUGACCUUAAAGCGGCGGGGGAGAAACGUAUGCUUCAACUCAAUGAGUUGGACGAAUUUCGGUUAAAUGCCUAUGAAAACGCCAAGCUUUACAAAGAGAAGACGAAACGAUGGCAUGACGCUCAUAUCGUGCCUAAAACGUUUGUGGAGGGCUCUUUUGUCUUGCUCUACAACUCGCGCCUCAAAUUAUUUCCCGGGAAAUUAAAAUCCCGUUGGAGCGGUCCUUUCAAGAUUCGAACGGUGGCAAGUCAUGGAGCUUUGGAAUUGGAGAACUCUAGUGGUGAAAUCUUCAAAGUAAAUGGACAACGGUGCAAGCCGUAUCUUGGACCUUUGACGGAUCAAGUAGUGGAACAAAUCACGUUCACCACUCCUACAUAA
Molecule: messenger RNA, 4041 nt
Organism: Mercurialis annua (annual mercury)
Lineage: Eukaryota; Viridiplantae; Streptophyta; Magnoliopsida; Malpighiales; Euphorbiaceae
Exons: 6
Coding region: 1-4041 (1346 amino acids)
Molecular function (GO): nucleic acid binding
Source: RefSeq, a predicted model, not a curated record